Gossypium raimondii (Peruvian cotton) is the source of this 1717-nucleotide messenger RNA. Its product is annotated as inosine-5'-monophosphate dehydrogenase 2. Gene Ontology annotation, molecular function: IMP dehydrogenase activity. Bases 89 to 1567 code for a protein of 492 amino acids. Gene Ontology annotation, cellular component: cytoplasm. Gene Ontology annotation, biological process: GTP biosynthetic process. The transcript is spliced from 5 exons. NCBI's taxonomy places the organism in Eukaryota, Viridiplantae, Streptophyta, Magnoliopsida, Malvales, Malvaceae. The record is from RefSeq and is a predicted model, not a curated record.
CCUUUGGGCAUUACUUAAACCCCUCUAUUAAACCAUUCGAACGUAAGCAAAAACCCUAAUCACCAAAACCAAAAAGCAAGCAAUCAAAAUGGAGGACGGUUUCCCAGCCCCAAAAACAUUCAACCAAGGUUACUCAUUGACAUACGAUGACGUUAUCCUCCUCCCUCAUUACAUUGACUUCCCCACCGAUGCCGUCUCUGUAUCCACUCGUCUCUCUCGCAAUAUCCCACUCUCUAUCCCUUGUGUUGCUUCCCCUAUGGACACUGUCUCCGAAGCUCACAUGGCUGCUUCAAUGGCUGCCCUCGGUGGUAUCGCUAUUGUUCAUUACAACUGUACUUCUUCUCAACAAGCUUCCAUUAUCCGUUCCGCUAAGUCACUUCGUGUUCCUAUUACUCCCUCUGUUUCAUUUGCUUCUCCUGUAGAUGGUUUACCUGCUUAUCAUGGACGAUAUGUUUUUAUUACUGAAUCAGGUGGUCUGCCAUCCAAGUUAUUGGGUUAUCUUUCGUCGUCUGAUUGUGAGAAUUUGAAAGAUAAACCAGUAAAAAUAUUUGAUUACAAGAGGGAUUGUAAGAGUGUGGAGUAUGUUAAUUGGGAUUGUGACUUGGGAAAGAUUGAGACUCUUUUAGAUGAAAAAGAUAGUGAUUUCCUUGUGUUGGAAAGGGAUGGUGAGGCGGUCAACGUGGUGGUCAAAGAAGAUGUGGAAAGGCUAAAGGGGUACCCGAAAUUAGGGGCGGGAACAGUAGGAGCUGAUGGGGAAUGGAUGGUGGGUGCAGCUAUAGGGACAAGAGAGUCGGAUAAGGAGAGGUUGGAGCACUUGGUGAAGGCAGGGGCUAAUGUGGUGGUCUUGGAUAGCUCUCAGGGUAAUUCUAUAUAUCAGAUUGAGAUGAUCAAGUUCAUUAAAAAGACAUAUCCUCAAUUGGAUGUGAUUGGUGGGAAUGUGGUGACUAUGGCACAAGCACAGAAUUUGAUUCAAGCUGGUGUAGAUGGAUUAAGAGUUGGGAUGGGGUCUGGGUCCAUUUGCACCACACAAGAGGUUUGUGCUGUUGGACGAGGACAGGCAACAGCCGUUUACAAGGUGUCAUCUAUUGCGGCACUGCAUGGUGUGCCUGUUAUUGCUGAUGGUGGCAUUUCAAACUCUGGACAUAUUGUCAAGGCUUUGGUUUUGGGGGCCUCUACUGUGAUGAUGGGAAGCUUUUUAGCCGGAAGCACCGAGGCUCCUGGAGCUUAUGAGUAUAAGAAUGGUCAACGUGUCAAAAAAUAUCGUGGCAUGGGCUCCCUAGAAGCAAUGACUAAGGGAAGUGAUCAAAGAUAUUUGGGUGAUACAGCGAAGUUGAAGAUCGCACAAGGGGUUGUUGGAGCAGUCGCGGAUAAAGGCUCUGUACUAAAAUUUAUACCUUACACAAUGCAAGCAGUCAAGCAAGGAUUCCAAGAUCUCGGUGCUUCCUCUCUACCGUCUGCACAUGAACUCUUGAGAUCAGGCACACUGAGGUUUGAGGUUCGAACCGGUGCAGCACAAGCUGAAGGUGGAGUGCAUGGUUUGGUUUCUUAUGAAAAGAAAUCGUUUUGAGAUUUUCCCUCAAUUGUGCCAUGUUGUUGAUGGCUUUCUGGUUUUCCAUCUAACGUUUAUAGAAACUUGGUUGAUCUGUUACCCUUUUUGGGCUAAGGUUGUUUAUAUGUACACUUUUAUUAGUAAUGCUUUGAGUUAAUUUUUAUGAAA